This is a messenger RNA of Vitis vinifera (wine grape), 6092 nucleotides long. RefSeq names its product protein FRIGIDA-ESSENTIAL 1. The coding region runs from base 389 to 2626 and encodes 745 amino acids. The transcript is spliced from 8 exons. The record is from RefSeq and is a predicted model, not a curated record. Lineage: Eukaryota; Viridiplantae; Streptophyta; Magnoliopsida; Vitales; Vitaceae. Gene Ontology annotation, molecular function: metal ion binding.
AGAGAUAAAACAAAAAUAGAAAAGCUUGGUGAAAAUGUUAGAAUCCAGAGCCGAAUCCACUUCAACCAUUGCACCAAAUCUCAAAGCGAUAGGCACGAGACAGCAGGGAUUAUGAGAGAAGGAGGUGGUGUAAUAAAUCCACAUAGUAUAAAAGGAGUCCAGAUUUAGAAUGAGAGCGACCUGGGUGUCACACACAGGGGACUCCACAUCUGCGCUUUAAAUGCUGUCACUCGAUAUAAAACGCCAAUCAGGGGUGGUGCUCUACUCGUGUAGCAGCCAUAGCAGGUCUCACCUGAUAUCGGUUACUCCCUGCUCUCUUCCUCUGAAGCUUCCCCCCGCCCCUUCAGGGUGUUUUAAUUUUCAACCUCAUUGAUCCACUUAGGUCUCAAUGCCUUCGCCCCCCAGUGACGGUGGAACCCACCCUCCUCCUCCGUGGACCGAUCACUCCAACGACGCCGUUCUCCGUGGCGGCGGCGGCCGAGGUGGAGGAGAUGGUCGUGGUUUGCCCGAUUCUGCAAUCGGAGCUGCUGGGGAUCGUCGAGAUGUUAGCAGAGAUAAGGAGUCCAAGGGCCAUGUCAAGCACUUACUAUCAGGUUCUUCUACUCUAGGAAAAUUCGAAGCAGGUCUACAAUCAGAUACCCUUGCUGUGGAAGAUGGUAGUAGCAGUUUCAAAAUUUCUGGCCUUUCAAAGGAGCAGACAAAAUCAUGUGUCAAUGAUGAUCAUUCUAAGUAUCCAAAAUUAGGCUACCAUUUCUUUCCCUAUGAGGAGAACAGAAAUACAAAAUCAGCUGUUGAUGGGAAAUAUACAGAGGCUAUGCCAGAAAAGAAAAGUGAAAUUAUGGAUGCUAGGAACACCAAACCAUUUAGUGUCCCUGGGAAAGGGGCUGCUGUUGUGAUCCCGAUGAGAGAUGUCUUUGGUGAGGAGGCUAAUAUUGUUCAAUGUUCUAAUAAAGAAAUCAAGCAAAUAGACUUCCAGUCACCGGAGGAAAUGAACCAAAGAGCAUCAAGGCUGGCUGCUAGUCUGUUAAGGCGUAGAAGUCUGUCCCCUACUGAUUCAAAGGAUGAAAACAAAAGGCCAGCAAUUAUUUGUCAAUAUUUUUCUCAAGGUUGGUGUGUCAAUGGGCCAAAUUGCAAGUUUAUGCACAACAUAGAUAGCAUGGACAAUACUAACCAACAGAUUGGGGGAGAUGUAGCCAUUGCUACUAGGAGAUAUGAAUCCCAAGCAGAUAAAGGUUUGAGUGAAAUUCCUGAAAGAACUACAUUGUUUUGUUUUCCUGGGAGGGUCCGCCAAUGGGAAAAUGAAGAAAGCCUAACGUGGCAUCAGUACAAUGGAAAGCACAGAUUCUCAUCUCUUCAAAGAGAUGACCUAUCUUAUGGUUUUCCUGCUGACUCCCAAAGAUUCCCCAUGUACAAAGAUGGUCCUAGAAAUUACGUUUCACCAAACACUGAAGGCAGUUAUCCUAUACUUGGGAAUCGCUUGUUUCCUGAGUAUGGAUCUUUCUCAGUUGGCUCAAGCACCUUGGCUAUAUCAUCAAAAACUUAUCAAACCAGCAGGACUUUAUCUUCCAAAGCAACAAGUCUAGAAGGAUUGGCUGGAAAGCAAAAUGAGUUCACACUCAAUGAUUAUGCUUCACCAGUUCUAAGCCAUCAGCCAAAUCCAAGGGUGGACACCACUCUUCAAACAACAAACUUGUUACCUUCUCAUCAGAGCUCAGCCUGGGGAGGAUAUUCCUUCUCCCAGAAUGCUGGUCCUUGUGUCCAGAAGUGUGUUGACAGUGAUACUAAAACAAAGUUUUCUUCAGAUGAUUGGGAGCCAUCUAUACCUUUUCGUCCAUCAUAUUUUUCUGCUUUUACAGAUAUGUCAUCUGCAAGAAGCGUGCAUGACACUGUUGGGGAUACCUGUGAGGAACACCCCUUAGGAGAUAGACCAUAUAAAGUGUCUUGCCCUACACAAGGGGCAUCCAUCCUUGGUUCAUCGCAUCAGCGGGUAUAUCAUGAUCCUGUUUUACCUGGGACUCUUGGCCCAGAGUAUAAUGCUGAUAUAGAAUCUAUUCAUAUUCAUGAUAAAUUCGAUCAGAGUACCUUGGACAAGGGUGUCUAUGGACAUCAGAGAGACUUCUUUACGAAUGAAACAGAGCCUGCAGGAAGUUCUGUUGCUGAACUUCAAGAUUCUCAGCUUAAAGAAGGGAAGCCUGAUGGCCAUACACGGGUUGAAGAUGUUUCAGAUCAAAAUCCUAGAAAUUAUAGUGAUGGAGCAAGCCACGAGGAGGAAUUAAAAAUGGAAUGGGGCAAGCAAAGUAAUGCAAAAUGUGAUGAUCAUAAAAUAGAUGAGGAUGUGCAAAAAGAAUCAAAAGCCCUAAGACAUUUUCGUUUUGUACUCAUAGAUUUUAUAAAAGAUUUGGUGAGACCUACUUGGCACAGGGGACAGUUGAGCAAGGAUGCACACAACUCAAUAGUAAAAAGAUCAGUAGAUAAAGUACUUAGCACAUUAGAACCCCACCAAAUUCCCUCUACCGAAGAAGCCAUUCAUCACUAUCUUUCUGUGUCCCAACCAAAGAUUGCCAAACUUGUCCAGGGGUAUGUUGAGAAACAUCGCAGGAUGAAUUCGGGCAUUUCUGUUCUAUAGUUUCCUAGACAUCCUACAAACUUGAGGGCAUGAUCAUUUUGUUCGUGGCUAUGUUCAGCAUAUGUAAAACUGAGAUUCUUGUGGACUUUUGUGAAUUUUCUUAUGAUAUAUCUUGCUUUGUGCAUUUUUUAUGCCUCAUCUUAAAAUUGAGUAAACUAUAGGAAUCAUGUUGUUUCAUAAUUUGUUGCUCAGCUUUAUAAUUUGUGUUCUUCUUAUACAUUGCAUUAAACUAUAGGAAUCAUGUCAGUUUUUUAAUUUAGCAUUGAGUUGUGUGACAAAGAAUCAAGUGGAUGCCACCUCAGGAUAGAUGGAAAAUUGUUCAAAUGAUUUGAUUUAAAUUCAGUUGCAAGGACCUUGAUUAUCAGUAUGUGCAACUUCUCUUGAAAGCCCUUCUCAAGUCACAUUAACUUCAGUACACUAUCAAGUCCUUGGUGCCUUGGAAUGAUAGGCAAAGGAACUUUUAUUUGCAAAACUAAUCCUUAUACAUCUGCUAUAAGCACCAGGUAUUAUAACGAGUAUGAACAGAUGACCGGCCUUUUGUUAUUUCAUAAAUAGAAUGGAGUAACAAAUUCCUCUGGACUGUCUUCUUAGAAGUCAGCAGAAUAUGACGUCAUAUUAAAACUCUUUUUGGGUAGAUUUUAUGGAGAUAAAAAAAUUCAGAUUUGUGGUUGUGUGAGUGUAGAUAUCUGAAAUUCAUGAUCAUUUUCGACUUUCCAGAAUUAGCUGAGUUCCAAUAUUCCCAGCAGUAUAUCUUGAAGUUUACUUUUGUUCCAUUGUUUAUUGUUUUUUCAGAUACCUGUGCUUAUGGAUGAUAUAUGCAUGUUAUUUUCUUCAUCAUGCUCACAUCCUAGCACAAAUGGAGACAUUUGGGGAAUGUUGGAAGCUGGGCUAUAUGAUGGUAGCAAGUAGACUGGCUUGAGAAAGGAAAUUGAGAUGCAAUAGUGUGUAGCCAAGAGAGGCUGACGAUAUAGUUCAAUGAUGGUCAGUAUUUAAGUCAUUGAAAUUGUGAAAAGCAAAGACACGAUCUUAAGCACUUAAUUUCAGCUAGAUUAAAUACUUAUAGGCCACCUAAAAUAAUUUAAAAAUAAAAAAUAAAAAGAAAUAUAGCUAGGAGUAGAAUUAAUUCAAUUUCUUGGUAUGGUGUGUCCUUUCACUGAUGGCUCAAGGGCAUGGCUUUCUCUGCAAGGAGAGACAAAUAACUGGAGAAUUCUGCUGCCAAACCAGGAGCUUGCAGUGGUCUGCUCUUUAUUUGCUUGGUUUCUCACUUCAAGAUUUGGAUUGCCAGGGGAAGCUUUUAUUGCACUUGAUCUGUUGCUACUGCUUCGUCUCCCCGUUGACCUGUCUUUGGAGCUGGUGUGUUUGAUCAUCUGAGAAUGUUUUGAUUGAGACAGAAAUGCUUGUAGUAGGAGUGGGCCAUUGGAGAUCGAUGUAUCAGCUGGGGAAUUCUUGAUUGGAUUAGUGGCACCAGAGCCUGGUUUAUCAGAAACAAAUUCAAAUUCUGGGUCUUGUUUCCUAGUUUGGAAUUGGAUUGCAUUGUUAGAUGGGGACUUUAGAUGCUGUUCUUGAACAGAAACAAGAGCAGUAAAGGAGAGAGAUUGGCUUAAACUGUUUUCUGUGGGAACAUCAAAAGAAGUCCUCUUUUGCAGGUUACAUUUGUUGCCUCCUUCCUGGCUUUGCUUGAGUAGCUGAUGUAAACGAGGAUAAAGAUUUUAUCCAGCUGGUUUUGUACUGGUGGAUAUCCCAAAGCUGUGCGGAUUAUUCUCGCAAUGCAUUCUUAUUCCAAACACUGCUUCAGCUGCUGAUAUGAAUUGAGUAUGGAGACAUAUUAUUUUAUGUUGAAUUAUCCUGACAUCACCAGGAGAGUACGGCAACUUUUGUCAUAAUGCUUCUUUGGUUGAAUGAUCUCAGUGGUGGGUUUUUCUUAUGUGCUGUGUCAUCAUCGCCUUAUGCAAAAGGCCAUGGUGAUAUUGAUGUUGUCACUGUGAUGGAUUUUCCAAAGAAGUGAUAAACUUGAUUUCAGUCGUUUUCAAUGGACUCCUACCUCUGUUGUGCCCUGUUUCAUAGGGAUGGCCGGGCGUUUGUUGGUAGCUGAUCUCUUGCUGGCUUGAUAUAUCAAAGGUUGCUUGAUUUCUAAACAUGGGUAGAAGACGCUUAUCCCUGUAGUAGCAUCAUCCCACUAACCAAGGUCAAGAUGUUGUAGAAUGGGUUCAGGUUAAGGAAAAAGAGCUUGGGAAGAUGGUCAAUAUUCUUUGGCAGUUACAAAGUCCUUUGGAAAUUGUCUGUACUCUGAACAUAAUAUGCAAUAAACAAACUACUAAAGUCUUUAAGGUAUUUGAAUACCGUUGUUUAGGAGGCCAUAUGAAAACAUUGAGAAGGCUAAAAGAAACCAAGUGGGGUUCCAUGUGCGUGUUUGGUUGGAAAACAGAAAGCGCCUUAAGCGAGAAGCUUGUCCAAAAUUCGGUUUUUAUGUCCCUAAUAUUUACGGUCGUGGGGCUCUGUCUCCUGUUCUACCAACUAUGAUGGCCCCAAUCUUACUACUAGAGUUGCUAUAUUUGGGACCCGAUUCAAAGCCUUUUAUCAGUUGAACAACCAUGGGCUUUAUGGCCUUGUACAUCCCUAACUUUGUCCUUCGCAUAUUCAUAUAUUUGACUUUGUGAGGAGUAUUGGCACUAUCAUUCUUGAUGUCUAUAGCUACACUUCAAAUUUUUCAUCAUUGGAGCUUUGGCUUAAUUUAUGUCACUUCUUUCCAUUGUUUUUAACUUUUUAUAGUCAAGGAACUAGCAGCAAAAAGGGAAGGAGUGGUGAUGAGAGCUCAAACUCUAACAUUCUUGAGGAGGUUUUGAGUCUUUUGGAAUGGGUUGGAUCAUGCUUGAAACGACCCCAUGUUUUAAGUUUAUUGAUAGUACCUCAUUUUGAGAUCGUCCAUGAAAAGACUCAAUCGUCUUCAACCUGUGCACCCAUGUGAAGGAAUCAUCUCAGUAGCUCACCUACAGAGCAGCUUGUGAUCAAAGUAGCCUGAAAUGUGGAAAUAAAGGGAAGGACACGUGGUGGAAGAUGGGUAUGGCUGAAGGAACUUUUAGCUGUAAAAGGAGACAAGGAUGAACAGAGAAGGAACUUUUACCUUUUAAAUGGAAGAGAGAGUGAACUUUGGGACCUCCGGAGGGGAAUUCCACUUCUCUGUAAAGGGGAAAACUUGAAGGAUCUUUGGGCCAUUUUCUGGGAGGAAACUUGAUCUCAAUUGCAGUCUGGGUUCUAGUUUUUCAGUUAAAUCUUGGGUUGAUUUUGAGAGCAAACGCCAGGAAGAGGGAGCUAUUUAGGAGGUUGUAACUAUUACAACUAGAGACUGCAAUAGCUUCCUUGGGUAUAAUUCGUCUCUUUGUUUUACUCUUUGUACCCAUUUCUUUGCAACGAUGCUAUUGAUGUACGGAUUUGGAAUUGUAAUGAGAAAGGUACAUGGAUUUAAUAA